Phytophthora nicotianae INRA-310 is the source of this 459-nucleotide messenger RNA. RefSeq lists its product as hypothetical. Lineage: Eukaryota; Oomycota; Peronosporomycetes; Peronosporales; Peronosporaceae. The record is from RefSeq and is a predicted model, not a curated record. Bases 1 to 459 code for a protein of 152 amino acids. The transcript has 3 exons.
AUGCACAUCUUCCGUAAACCCUGGUACGCGGUUGAGACUACGGUUCGUCAUACAAUUGUGGAAUCAUGCGGUAUCACGGUGCGGACGGCCAGUUCGACAACAGACAAGCAAUCAGUAGCGACAGGAGGUCUUGUAGGUCGGCGGCACGAACCUGACGAAGGACAGGAGAUACACGACGCUGGAGAGGUCCAGGAGCUGCACGGAGGACGUCGUGUGGUUGGUUGCGGGCCUGGAGAGUGGAACGGUGGCGCGAGCACAAUUCUGGAACGCGUGACUGGUGGCUUCGGAGAUGGGGGACACGAACGGAAACACGGAGGAUCGACGGCUGACGGGCGAUUGGGCGGACUGGGACUGGGCUUGGCUACGGUAGCAGGACUGCGUCAGGAACAACUCACUGGGGAGUUCGACCUGGAGGUGCGGCCUCGUGUAGGAAGACCUACGUGUGGUUGGCGGGCUUGA